Molecule: messenger RNA, 1177 nt
Organism: Raphanus sativus (radish)
Lineage: Eukaryota; Viridiplantae; Streptophyta; Magnoliopsida; Brassicales; Brassicaceae
Product: receptor-like protein 15
Exons: 4
Coding region: 579-974 (131 amino acids)
Molecular function (GO): protein binding
Source: RefSeq, a predicted model, not a curated record
CAGCCGCAAUGGAGUGUUUUAAUGAGUCCUUAGCGUGUGUUUCUAGACAAAUAACAUAAAAUAAUAAUAAAAAAAAUUGGUAACUGAAGGAUUGAUCCUUAAUUAAGGAAUUUAAGAAUCAAAUCCUUAGAGACGUGGCAAGGUGUGAGUGGUCGACUGGGGUUUGUGUUUUUCGCGUGGAAAAAAACAUUCACUUUCCAUCACGAAAAAAAAAAAUCUUGAAGACGAAAGGCGAUUUGGCUCAGAAAAGAGACCGAACCCCUAAUCUAUACAAGAGGAUGAUGAAUUUGGGGAGGAAGAAUCAAAUAUAUGUUUCAAGAACCAAGAGAUUCUGGUGGCCACGAUCUGGAUUCAAGCUUUCACUGAGUGUGCGAUACAGGUGAAGUGACAGACUUUAUGAAAGAAGAGAAGAAGAGGAAGCAGAGGGAAGCCGUUGCAGAGGACUUGUCUGAAAGAGCCUUUCAAAGCGGAAGCCCUGAGUCGCGAGAAGGUUCACUUCUCUAUCUCCAAAUGGGCUGGUGGAAAGCCUGAGGAAGCUGAAGGCUCUGGAUCUAAGUGGUAAUGAAUUUUCUGCAUCGAUGGGAUGGAAAGGGAUUUGUGAAAUGAAGAACAUGCAAGAGCUUGAUCUCAGUCGAAACAAACUUGUGGGUCAGUUUCCUUUAUGCUUAACUGGCUUGACUGGCCUUCGAGUUCUUGAUCUCUCAUCAAACCAAUUGAACGGGAAACUGCCAUCUACUCUAGGCAACCUUGGAUCCCUCAGUUGCUUCUUUCAGCUUCUAAAGACAAGACAGUUUGGUUAUGGAGAGUUGGUUCUGAUGAGUGUCUUCAUGUCUUUCAUCAUAACAACUACGGUAACUUUUGAUACUUUCUUAACUCAGUUAAAGAGAACCCCAUUCUCUGUGUGUUCGUAUAGCAAAACAGAGCAUCCCAUUCUCUGUUUUUAUUACAUGGUCAUCAUCAAUAGUAUGUUUUAGUAUUUAUCGGACUUCUAAAUAAAUGAAAUCAUCAGAAGAAAUUAUGUGGAAAUGCUUAGAACUAGAUAAGAAAACAUUAGUUGUAUGAAAAAAAAAAAAAAACUCCUAAGAACUCUAUAUUGGAUAACACUAUUGGAGAUACAUUUUAGUGUAAAAUCUUUAACUAUUCAAAAAGUAAAAAAAAUAUAUAUUAUAUUACUAAA